AUGGGGGAGGAUGCCCAGAAUACGACGGAGGCUGCCACCGCUGCUCCUCAGCACGCUCAUUAUGCAUUCCAGAUCCAUCCCACUAACAUGUCCCCUUCAGCGCUCGCUGGAGGCGCGGCGGGCGUGAAAGCAAAGAGGCGGCGAACAAGUCCGCAAGACCACGCCAUCCUCGAAGCCGCGUACCAAAAGAACUCCAAGCCCGACAAGGUGCAGCGUGCCCAGAUAGUCAGUCAGGUCUCACUCGGUGAGAAAGAAGUUCAAAUCUGGUUCCAGAAUCGACGUCAGAACGACCGCAGACGCUCGAAACCAUUAGAGCCACACGAACUUGUUGCACACCUACGCAACAGCACGGCCAGCCCUUCUCUCGCCCAGAGAAGCUCAUCCCCUAGUCCCGAAGACUCCACGCUUUCUCAGUCCCAUGCAAACGCAUCUCUUGCCCCUGCCGAAUCCAUCAACCGACCAGCUUCACGAGCGUCAAGCAUUCAUGACCUUCUCAACCCAACCCGUGUCGACGAGGUGAACCCCAAACACAGUACACAGGGAACAUCGGACGAGCCUACACUCCCAUCCAGCAUUGAGUCAAAUUCAACACCAGCCACCGAGAAUGAGUCUGUGAAUGGAGCCCAAGAGGACGCGUCAAAGGAUGUUGACAGGCUGUCCGAGACUAGCAGCGGGCACGGGAGCGCAAGAAAGAGAAACCACGACGAGAUGGCAGGUCUGAAGUCUCCCAGUUCCGACCUAAGGGGCGAGAGACCGACUGGAGAAACGGGUCGGUCGAAGGAGCCUCUUGCCAGAACGUCCAGUUACGUUCGGUUGGCCAUGACUGUAGAUGGUGCAGUCAAGGUCAGAACGAGACAGGAAGAUACGCCGUCUCCUGAAAAACCUCGUCCUUCACCUUCAACAGCACAAAUUAGAGCAAGCACACCGAUGAGUCGCAGCAAAAGCCUUCUCAGCGUUGUGGAUGUACACCGUGACGGCAGCCAUGGAACAGGAUCAAGAGCCGUGGGAGCAGGUUUUGGUCGGUCCCGUGACGCACGAACGUGGGAGUUCUACUGUGACAGCAAGACUAAGGACGCUCUUUCGAAACAGGCUGAAGCUGAGACCGCUGGAUCUGCUGUCAGUGCCAUCAACCUCAUUCGGUCAAACAGCUUCAAGUCGCGCGCCCAAGCCCUCAGUCCCUCGCUGUCGAAGACUAAUGCUCGUUUGACAUCGUCCAAGGAAAAGAAACCCAGAUUAUCGCGAGCAAAGUCGUCAUUGGGACGUCUGCAAGGCCUGAAACCCCCGGCAGAACCGGUUGAUGAAGGAGACAAAGCUCAUCAAGGCCAAGGCAGAUCACCAUCUGGUGAUUCAGACAAGGAGAACUGGGCGCCUGGAACCAGACUGUCGGAGCAUGCUCUGCGAAGGACCCAGCCCAGUGGGCGACAGCGACCGAUCUUACAGGAGAAUGAGGAGAUGACGUUCCCGGACGCAAGCUCUUCACAAAAGAGACGUAAUGAGGAAGCCGAUCGCCGACUCUCGCCGACGAAGGAGAAGGCCAAAGGUGAAGAAAUGGACUGCGUACAAGGCUUGCUAUCGCUCAGUCAGGGUGCUUGGACGAUGAAGUAA
Cladophialophora carrionii CBS 160.54 is the source of this 1605-nucleotide messenger RNA. RefSeq lists its product as uncharacterized. The coding region runs from base 1 to 1605 and encodes 534 amino acids. Gene Ontology annotation, molecular function: transcription cis-regulatory region binding; DNA-binding transcription factor activity, RNA polymerase II-specific. Gene Ontology annotation, cellular component: nucleus. Lineage: Eukaryota; Fungi; Ascomycota; Eurotiomycetes; Chaetothyriales; Herpotrichiellaceae. Gene Ontology annotation, biological process: regulation of DNA-templated transcription. The transcript has 3 exons. The record is from RefSeq and is a predicted model, not a curated record.